This is a messenger RNA of Sorex fumeus (smoky shrew), 2509 nucleotides long. It is a transcript of the gene PLA2G15, whose product is annotated as phospholipase A2 group XV. Bases 107 to 1333 code for a protein of 408 amino acids. The transcript has 6 exons. Lineage: Eukaryota; Metazoa; Chordata; Mammalia; Eulipotyphla; Soricidae. Gene Ontology annotation, biological process: phosphatidylcholine metabolic process; ceramide metabolic process. The record is from RefSeq and is a predicted model, not a curated record. Gene Ontology annotation, cellular component: lysosome.
GUGCCGGGCGGCGGGGUUAAGCGCGUCGCCGCCGCCCCGGGCCUAGGCGCGAGCCCCGAGAGCCGAACCUGCACCUUGAACCCGCAGCUGUGCGCGCCCGCUCGCCAUGGGUCUGGGCCGCGGCUCCAGCUCCGCGGCCCUGCUCCCGCGCGGGCUCCUGUGUCUCCUGCUGCUCGCAGCCCCGACGCUCCCGGCUGGACGACCCCCUCCGGUGGUGUUGGUGCCCGGAGAUUUGGGCAACCAGCUGGAGGCCAAGCUGGACAAGCCGAGCGUCGUGCACUACCUCUGCUCCAAGAGGACCGACAGCUACUUCACGCUCUGGCUCAACCUGGAGCUGCUGCUGCCCGUCAUCAUCGACUGCUGGAUCGACAACAUCAGGCUGAUCUACAACAGAACCUCCCGGACCACACACUUUCCAGAAGGUGUGGACAUCCAGGUCCCUGGCUUUGGGCAGACCUUCUCGCUGGAGUUCCUGGACCCCAGCAAAAGAAGCGUGGGUUCCUAUUUCCACACCAUGGUGGACAGCCUCGUGGGCUGGGGCUACACGCGGGGUGAGGAUGUCCGCGGGGCCCCCUACGACUGGCGCCGAGCUCCAAAUGAGAACGGGCCCUACUUCCUGGCCCUCCGCGAGAUGAUCGAGGACAUGUACCAGCUGUACGGGGGCCCCGUGGUGCUGGUCGCCCACAGCAUGGGCAACAUGUACACGCUCUACUUUCUGCAGCGGCAGCCGCAGGCCUGGAAGGACAAGUACAUCCGGGCCUUCGUGGCCCUGGGUGCGCCCUGGGGGGGCGUAGCCAAGACACUGCGCGUCCUGGCCUCAGGAGACAACAACCGGAUCUCCGUCAUCGGGCCCCUGAAGAUCCGGGAGCAGCAGCGCUCGGCCGUGUCCACCAGCUGGCUGCUGCCCUAUAACUCCACCUGGUCCCCCGAGAAGGUGUUCGUGCGCACGCCCACCGCCAACUACACGCUGCGGGACUACGCCCGCUUCUACCGGGACAUCGGUUUCCCCGACGGCUGGCUCAUGCGGCAGGACACCGAGGGGCUGGUCCAGGGCCUGGUGCCCCCAGGGGUGCCACUUCACUGCCUCUACGGCACGGGGGUUCCCACCCCAGACUCCUUCUAUUACGAAAGCUUCCCGGAUCGGGAGCCGAAGAUCUGCUUCGGGGAUGGCGACGGCACCGUGAACCUGGAGAGCGCCCGGCAGUGCCAGGCGUGGCUGGGCCGCCAGCAGCAGCCAGUGUGGCUGCAGGACCUGCCGGGGAAUGAGCACAUCGCCAUGCUGGCCAACGCCAGCACCCUGGCCUAUCUCAAACGCCUGCUCCUUGGGCCCUGACCGCCAGCCCGGGCUGCUCUCGGCUUCUGGAGCCAGUGUGUGCAGCAGCUGGAGACAGACCAGGCCACGCUCGGGGUUUUGGGGUGGGGUGACACUUCUGCCCUCUCCCUUCCUCAGGGAAUUUCUUGACUCACCUGGGGGGCCAGAGGGGGAGGGUGAGGCUGAUAGUGGGAGGGUUGGGACCUCCUGAGGGUUUGGGCCAGGCUCCUCUGACCUGGGGCCGGGGGGCCUUUUUACUCACCUGUCAGGCUCAGGCCUCCUGCCUUUGAGGGGUGCCACAGAGUGCUGGGACCCAUCCCCAAGGUCCCAGGCAUGGGCCCCUCUUCACAGUGGCCACAGGUAGGGCUACUGCUGACCCCAGGAUGGGGGUGGGGGGCGGACGCUGUGGCCUCCCUGUGGCUCAGCAGCUUCCCAGCCCGGCUGGAUUCUUGGGGGGCAGCCCCAGUGGUUAGGGGCAGUGUGGGGUCUCCGUGGUUCCCAGGCCCCAAACACUCACCUCCUUUCUUUACCUCCAAGAGCCGUCUUGCUCAGGAUUGGGUCGCAAAUGGCUUCCCAGUUCUGGGGCUGGGCCCCCCCCAAGCCCUAGAUCCCCUGGGUUGGGCAGUUGGCGUCAGCACCGACGCUGCUCCCUCUGCCCUGGGACUCUGGUCAUGAUGCCAACCAAGCCCAGUGCAAGCGCUUAAAGGGCGAACUGAAGGCCGCUGCCCUCCCGCUAGGGUCACGGCCAUGCUCGUCAUGGGUCUCUGGGACGUGUGCCAGGGCCAGAGUCGGACUGGGAGAGGCGGAGCUCCUGUGCCCCACCCGGAAGCUGAGAGAGGUUCGGUUUGCAGGCGCCAACUUGGAGACAUGUUGGCCAUGCCACCUCCUCAAACCCCCCAUGCUCAGGGGAUUUUCUGUUGCCUCAGAGGUGCUGCGUGAGAGCAGGGGUGGAAUCCUCCUGUCUUGGUGCCAUAGGCUGAGACUCAGGGGGACCCUCCAGGGUAGGGCCCAGAGCCUCCUUCAGGCCAGACUCUGCCUCUUGUACUGCAUUUCCGUUUCCAUGGAGCUGGGUCUGGUCUGUUGUGACCCUUCCCAGCGCCUGACUCUCCCUUGGCCCCCUGAGUUGCGUGGUGGGCCUCACGUGGGCUCUGAGCAAGUUGUACCUCAAUUUUGGCAAUAAAAGUAUUCUGGAUGCUG